Charadrius vociferus (killdeer) is the source of this 801-nucleotide messenger RNA. It is a transcript of the gene MINDY3, whose product is annotated as family with sequence similarity 188, member A. The annotation marks the transcript as partial. The record is from RefSeq and is a predicted model, not a curated record. NCBI's taxonomy places the organism in Eukaryota, Metazoa, Chordata, Aves, Charadriiformes, Charadriidae. Gene Ontology annotation, molecular function: K48-linked deubiquitinase activity; cysteine-type deubiquitinase activity. Gene Ontology annotation, biological process: protein K48-linked deubiquitination. The transcript is spliced from 10 exons.
AUGGUACCACAUCCAAGAUUUGUCUUUAGUGAAUCUGAAUCAACUGCAUUAGAACAGUUUGAAGGUGGCCCUUGUGCGGUGAUUGCACCGGUGCAGGCAUUCCUUUUGAAGAGGCUUUUUACCAGCGAAAAGUCUACUUGGAGAGACUGUCCAGAAGAGGAGCAGAAGAACCUUCUUUGUCAUACAUUAUGUGAUAUUUUGGAAAUGGCUUGCUCUGAUAAUUCUGAGUCGUACUCUCUGGCAACAUGGAUAAGAGGAAAAACAACUGAAGAAACUGCUAGUAUUUCUGAAAGUCCUGCAGAAUCUAGUCGUCAAGAGGAACAACCUUCUGCCUUGGCUGUCGAAGAGCUUGGCUUUGAGCGAUUUCAUGCAUUAAUUCACAAACGGGCAUUCAGAAGCUUCCCUGAACUGAAGGAUGCAGUUUGGGAUCAAUAUUCAGUGUGGACGAACAGAUUUGGAGUAUUGCUCUUUCUGUAUUCUGUAAUACUGACAAAGGGUAUUGAAAACAUAAAAAAUGAAAUUGAAGAUGCAACUGAGCCAUUGAUAGAUCCUGUUUACGGUCAUGGAAGCCAAAGUUUGAUUAACCUGCUGUUGACGGGCCAUGCUGUUUCUAAUGUGUGGGAUGGAGACAGAGAAUGUUCAGGAAUGAAACUUCUUGGUAUACAUAAACAGGCAACAGUAGGCUUUUUGACAUUGAUGGAGUCUCUGAGAUAUUGUAAGGUUGGCUCCUAUUUGAAAUCUCCAAAAUUUCCCAUUUGGAUACUCGGCAGUGAAACACACCUCACGGUCUUUUUUGCCAAG